AUGAUAUUCCCGGCCUUCGGGGAAGACGACGAGUUUUGCCAUUAUAUUUCCCAAAACGCAGACUACGCGGUCCUCGACGUUGCGUACCGUCUAUCCCCCGAGAAUCCCUUCCCGGCCGCCGUAAACGACGUCGAAGACGCAGUGCGAUGGGUGCUAAGUCAACCCGAGAAGUUCGAUCUUUCCAGAUUGAGUAUUUCGGGCUUCAGCGCCGGGGGAAACCUCGCUCUCGUGGCCUCAGGAGUGCUGAUGCCUCCAAAAACCUUCCGUUCGGUGCUCGCGUUCUACCCAGGCACGGACUUGACUAGGAUUCCCGAAGAGAUGGUUGCGCCUGAUCCUACUGGAAAAGUCAUCCCCCCCUAG
Messenger RNA from Penicillium chermesinum, 360 nucleotides. Its product is annotated as alpha/beta hydrolase. The transcript has a single exon. Bases 1 to 360 code for a protein of 119 amino acids. Gene Ontology annotation, molecular function: hydrolase activity. Lineage: Eukaryota; Fungi; Ascomycota; Eurotiomycetes; Eurotiales; Aspergillaceae. The record is from RefSeq and is a predicted model, not a curated record.